CCUACGAGUAUACCACCACCACCACUGACGACUACUAGCCCAUCCGCACCUGCUGGGACAUCACCCAACGCGGAGAUAACGACGACGACGACGAAACGUCUUGGAUCAGAACAUCAUGCGGUUAAAGACGAUCCCCCGCACAUCGACCUUUGCCUGGUCGCCCGUUUCUGUCCUGCCCCUGCUCGCGACGGGCACAGUCGCGGGUGCGCUAGACGAGAAUUUCUCGAAUGAAGGGAGGCUCGAGCUCUGGGAGCCGGAUUUACAUACUGCGCAGCACGAUAAGCCCACAGGGAGCGUCGUCACUACCUCGAGGUUUAACCGCCUCGCAUGGGGAAAUGUGAGCAUCGAUCACCCAAAAGGUCUCAUCGCAGCCGGGAUGGAGUCGGGCGAGCUGGGUAUCUGGGACCCGGAAAAGAUCGUCCAAGGGCUCGACCCGGCCGAGUCACUUAUCUUGAGCAAUAAGAAACACCAGACGUCACUUCGCGGCCUGGACUUUAACGGCCUGCAGACGAACCUCCUCGCCUCUGGGGCCUCGGCGGGCGAAAUCUAUAUUUGGGAUCUGACGAACCCGACAAAGCCCUACACGCCUACGGGCACCGCGGCGCCCAGCACAAAGUUGGAUCUUAUCACUUCUCUUGCAUGGAACAGCUCUGUCGCCCAUGUUCUCGCUUCCUCCUCUUCUACAGGAUACACCGUCGUCUGGGACCUUCGCGGGAAGCGAGAGGUCGUCGCGCUUGCCUAUGGUGGUGGGGCAGCCACUGGCGGCGGAGCGGUUGCGGGCGGAAUGGAGAUAGGAAGGCGGAGAGGGAUGAGCGACGUUUGUUGGCAUCCUGAAAACCCCACGCGUCUCGUCACCUCGUCCGAGGAUGACACUUCGCCUAUCAUCAUGCUCUGGGACCUGCGUAACUCUCGCGCACCCGAAAAGAUCCUCACCGGUCACGAAAAAGGUGUUCUCUCUGUUUCGUGGUGCAAGCAGGACGCGGAUUUGCUCCUCAGUUGCGGAAAGGACAACAGGAGUUUGUGCUGGAAUCCUCAGGUUGGGGAGAUUAUCGGUGAGUUGCCCUCAUCCCACAACUGGGCUUUCCAGGUCGAUUGGUGCCCUCGCAACCCCGACUUUCUAGCCACCGCCUCCUUCGACGGUACUAUCGGUCUCCACUCUCUACAGUCUACGAACGAAGCCGCUGCCGCCCCCCUCGCUGCCCCCGUCCAGGCAGAUGGGGCUGACAUCUUCGAUCUCCCUUCCACUACGGAACAGCCAAAGACGGCGCUGAGUUUGAAGCAGCCACCCAAGUGGCUUCGUCGUCCUACAUCUAGCUCCUUCGGGUUCGGUGGCAAGCUCGCGAGCGUACAUAACUCCACCCAGGCAGUACAGCACGGGCACGGCAAGGGUGUCGUCAAGCUUCGCACGAUCGUCACCGAGUCUUCCAUCCUGGAACGUCUUGAGAAGCUCAUUCAGGCUGAAGCAGAAGGACCUGCUGCCCUCCAAUCCUUCGUCGAGGCUCGCACUGGCGAGUCUGCACCCGACGGCGACCUCAAGGAGACCUGGCGUGCUCUGUCUAGUCUCUUCCGUGUCGAUAACCGCGAUGAGUUGAUCACCCUCCUCGGAUUCUCGAAAGAAGAGGUCAAAGAACGCGUCAAGGAGGCCGUGGAGAAGCUCAAGAUCGUGCCCUCCGUCGCCCUCUCCACUGAUCGCGAGGCAUCCGAAGCCUUGUCCGAGCCCACGGUCACCUUUGCCGAGCCUGAGCACGAGCAGAUCGAAGAAUCCGAAGGACCGCAAGAUACCGACCCUGAGGACACAACCGAGGCUCCCAGCGAGACCAGCGUCGGUGCUACGAGUAUUGGCACCAAGGCCACUGCCGCGCAGACCGAAGCGGAUACGGAGACGACCGAGCCUUCCCUCUUUGGCGAAGAUAUCGGCGCUGUCGCCCCUGGCGCAGCUGGCACGCCUGCUCCUGCCGACCCGGCCGACUUCUUCUCCAGCAUGGGCACUAUCCGCAGCGCCCUCCCAGAGCGUGUGCUCUACCCGCACCAGAACUAUGCCAACGACUCGAGCCAGGCAGCGACUAUUGGCAGCCGCAGCUCCAGUAUUGCUGACUUGAACGACCCCCCCUCGAGGGCGGCGAACACGUUCAAGAUCUACCCGUCGGAGGAGAGCGACGUGGACAAGCUCGUCACCAAGGCACUUGUAUUGGGCGACUUUGACAGCGCCGUCCAGCUCUGUCUCGGUGCCGAACGGUUUGCCGACGCGAUCUUGCUCGCAGUCAAGGGUGGUCCUGAGCUGCUCGCCUCGACCCAGAAGGCGUACUUCCAGAAACGCGUCACUGAGCUCCCCUACCUUCGCCUCUUCCAGAGCAUCGUGUCCGACGACCUUGCCGACAUUGUCCAAAAUGCCGAUCUGAGGGAGUGGAAGGAGAUCUUCGUCGUCUUGUGCACUUUUGCCAAGGCAGACGAUUUUUCCGGCCUCGCAGAACAGCUCGGCCAAAGGCUCGAGUUCCAAGGCCGUCUCCUUGGGGAAGAUGAGAAAGGCAAGAAAGCACUCAGGAAGGAUGCUACCCUGUGUUACCUCGCUGCCGGCAAGCUCGAGAAGGUUGUCGGUAUCUGGACGGAAGAGAUGAAGGAGGAAGAGGACGCUGCUGCCCAGUCGGAAGAAGGUGCCAAGCUGUCGACAUACGAUGCCCAUGCUUCAGCCCUACAGACCUUCAUCGAGAAGGUCGCCGUUUUCCGAGGUGCUGCCUCGUAUGUCGAUACCGAGCUCACUCAGCCCACCGAGUCUGCCGCUGUCGCCGAGAGCGGCGCGCGGACGUACAAGUUGGCUGCGCUCUACGACCGCUACUACGAGUAUGCCGAUCUCAUCGCCUCCCAAGGUCUUGUCAAAGAGUCGGUAACCUACGUCGCCAUGAUCCCAUCUGACUACCGUGGUGUACCUGGAAUGGAAGUUCAAUUCGAUGUCAUUAGGGACCGCUUGCUCCAGGCUGCUGGAGUCAAGGAUAAUGCCGCACUUCGGGCCAAGCAACAGGCCAGCCGUGCAGCUGUCGCUGCUGCGGACGUUGGCUACUUCCCCAAGGGUCUCUCCGCUGCUCCGGUUCAGCCCGCCCCUGCCAUUCCUGCCAUCCCUGCACAGCCUGCUGCAACUUCAGCGUAUGCUCCAUAUGGUUAUGCCCCUAACGGUGCAUCUGCAGGGCCCGUCGCAGCGAAUCCCUACGCUCCGGCUGCUACCGGCUACCAGCCCAGCGGCGGGCCAAUGCCGCCGCCCAAAAGUCAACCAUACCCGCCUUCCGCUCCCAUGCAAUACCCCAGUAACAACUAUGCAAACGCGCCGUACGGCCAGCCUGCAUAUCAGCCGUCCGCGCCUUCUUCAAUCGUUCCACCUCCGCCGCCUGUUAUCGAUGAAGCAACAGGGAUACCCCCUCCAGAUAUUACGCCUGGCCCACCCCGCGGAUCCUUCAUCAAGCGGGAGGCAACACCUGGCUGGAACGAUGCCCCAACAGUUGCGUCUGCUCGGCGAGCUGCCUCUGCUGCUGCCCCCGCCAGUGUUCCCCCUCCAAUCACCGCGCCUUUCCCUAAUUCUCCAGUUUCGGCCGGACUCACGUCGCCGUACGCACAGCCAAUGCACCAGACCGCGAGUCUUCCUCCUCCUCCAAGUCGAGGAUCUACGCUGCCACCCGGCCAACCAGGUGGACUGCCGCCGCCGCAGCGAGGACAGGCACUUCCUCCUCCCCGGAACACCGCCAGUCCACGGCUUCCAGGGCCUCCACCACGUGGGGGCCCGCCCGGCCCCCCUCCAGGGGUAGCUGGAAGACCUUUCCAGCCACCGCCUCCCGGAAGGGGCCCUGGUGCGCCUGGUUAUCCACCACAACGGACCAGUUCACCGCUGGCACAAGGCACACCAGGAGCACCUCCAAUGCGCGCACUUUCUCCUCCACAGCAAGGUCCCCCGAGGAUGCCACCCCCUGGUCAGCCAAGGAUGCAAGGGCCCCCGCCUGGUCGGCCUGCAAAUGGCGCGAUGCCUGGACCGCCUGGUCAGCGCGUAGCUGCUCCUCCAGGCGCCCCUGGCCAGCAGUGGCCGAGCGUGCCUGCAGGCGCUCCACCUGUGCAAGGCGGGCCGUAUGGGCCCCCGCCAGGCGCUCAUCCUCCUGCACCUCCAAGCCAGGCAAUGUCGCCUCCAUCGGGUCAGCCACCGCAGCUCUCCAGAAGCGGGACGCCAGCAGGGGGGCCACCAAUGCCUGCUGCCGCCCAAGCACCAAAAUAUCCACCAGGCGAUCGCUCCCAUAUCCCAUCCGCGCUGGACCCCAUCUUCCAAGUCCUUUCGCAAGAUCUUGCGCAACUGAAGGCAACCAUCCCUCCCCAGCAAAAGCGCCUCGUGGAUGACACAGAGCGUAGAUUGAAUAACCUGUUCGAUGCGCUUAAUUGUGAGAGCUUGACCUCACCGGUUGUGCAGCAAUUGCAUCAGCUUAUCGCAGCAAUGCAAGCCCGCGAUUUCCACUCUGCCAUGAAUGUACAUGUGCGUCUAUUGACGAGCGGGACAGCCUCCGACAAUGUGGCCAUCUGGGGUCCUGGCAUCAAGCAAAUCCUGAACCGGAUGGGGCGUUAAAAACACGAGGAGGUCCGAAUAUUCCAUGUACAUGCUGUAGAUCCGAGAAUUCCACUGGUUUUGCUUCAUCUAUAAUGUGUCGUCAGAAGUGCUGCUAAUCUGUGCUGGUAUCAAAUGAGUUAUCUACUGGAGCAAUGCCGAAAGUGCCGUCAGCAAUAGAGAAGUGUGAGUAAGUUAUGUCCUGUUUCCUAGAUCUCCUGCUGCUGCUGCUUCUUCCCAAAGAGUGGCCAAGCGUCUCGCCUAGGUUUCUUCGGAGCGUCGGUCGCAUAUCCGCUUCUGCCAAGAGCCUUGGCCCUUUCCUCAGACGUGAGCUUUGGAGUAGACGGACGGGGCGGCGCCCGGCUGGGUGUAGCAGAGCGUUGACCUGCAGGAGUUGUUGCGCCAGAUCGCUGUGAAGCCUGUUUGGGCGGAGGAGCAGGAGGUUGUGCGGGUGUCGUUGCCAAGGUUAGCAAACCUUGCCGAGCCAGCAAAGUGACGCAAUUCUCCAAGGCCUCCGGAGUGGGAUUCUUGAUAAUGUACGUUAUUUGCCGUAGUUCACGGUAACGAGGAUCCGCUAUCAAGGCUUUCAAAGAACCUUUGGUUGUCGUCGUCUUCUUCUCGUACGUGUCUUCGAAGAUCCUCCUAAAUUGGUCUUGCUCACCGUCCACUCCUUUAAGCCAUCUAGGGAACACCACCGAAUACCACAUAGGACCGACGAACGCGCCUUCCACAUUGGUUACCGCGGCUAUUUGACCCAUCUGCGGGCCUCGAUCAAAUAUCCGUAUAUUGUCUGGUCUUAGUUGCAGAUACAGGCUAAAGUGGCCCGCAUAAUGAUCCUUCUGAAGAACAGUCUUUGCCCGCUGCAGAAUCAGGCGAAGCUCUAUUCUUGUUUGCUCUGCUUCCUUGUGGUCAUAGCGAUCCGUGGCGACCAGAUACGCAAGGAAGGCGUCAUGUUCCGUACAGAGUGCUUGUAACCAGUACUCAGUCCGUGAGAACGGUCCAUUAUCGGACGGAAAGUCUUCCGGGAGCUCUGCCUUGUCCUCGUCGGUCAAAUUGCUAUCGAGAGGACCCACGUAGAUGCCAGUUGAGCGAGGUGGUUCCCUGAGAGUUGGGAAGCGGACCCCAUUUAUGGGGGCUUUCACGCCGCUCCUCAGACAGCCGAUUUUGGGCCACUCACGCAGCGAGAGCUCAGCAAGGAUGCUAGCGCACUCAUGUGCAAGACGUAACCUGCUACGCUGAUUCAGGGACUCAUACACGUCACUAAGACGUUGGCCUAGUACAAUAUGUUCCACCACCAGGAACGAAAGGCCAAACAGAUUUCCGUUUGUACAAUAAGCAAACACCCUAGGAGCGUGUACUAGUGUUUUCUCCCGCAAAAACGUCAAAGUAGAAACCUCUGAGUCUAUGGAAAUGCCUAGAAGUAUUUUGUUUUCUGUUGCUACACGAAAUUGAACUUGCUGCGGUAAGGGAGAAUCUUUGGUUCGGCGAAGGGUGACGAGGUACACCUCAUUGUUGAGAUCGGAAGCGGCGGCGAGACUGCUGACCACUCCGCUGGUGCGAAAUAUGACCUGAAUUAUAGCCUGAAUACAGUCA
Messenger RNA from Dacryopinax primogenitus, 6163 nucleotides. RefSeq lists its product as uncharacterized. Lineage: Eukaryota; Fungi; Basidiomycota; Dacrymycetes; Dacrymycetales; Dacrymycetaceae. Gene Ontology annotation, cellular component: endoplasmic reticulum exit site; COPII vesicle coat. Gene Ontology annotation, molecular function: protein binding; structural molecule activity. Gene Ontology annotation, biological process: endoplasmic reticulum to Golgi vesicle-mediated transport; intracellular protein transport; COPII-coated vesicle cargo loading. The transcript has 14 exons. The coding region runs from base 116 to 4591 and encodes 1491 amino acids. The record is from RefSeq and is a predicted model, not a curated record.